GUCCCGGUGCUGAGUCCCUGGUGACACAUCAUCAGAGUGCGGCCGGUGGCUCCACCCGCGCCUGUCUCUGUCAGCGGGAGGGAUGGAGAGAGGUGCCGAGCCGGAGGAGCAGCAGCAGCAACAGAAGAAGAAAAUGAGCUCGGAGCGGAGGAGAGCCGAGCUCCGCCGGAGGAAGCUGCUGCUGAACUCGGAGGAGCGGCUGAACAGGAUCAUGGGUUUCAGUAAGAGCGGGCCGGGCCCGGAAGAGGAGAACCGAACAGAUUCUCUUCCACCAUUUGAACUGGAGAAAACAGAGUCGCUGCAAAAUUCUAGCCUUCCCAAAAGAACCCCAGGAAUCACAAAUGAAACUGCUGAUGGCUCAGUGGCAUCCAUUCAUUACACUAAUGCAAAAGAGCUUCAACAACCAUAUUCUGUAGACACAAGAGACUCGCUUAGCAAAAUUAAUGAGGCUGACAAUAGUUUAGGGCAAGGAAGUCGGCACUUGGGCAAAUCUGAUGUACCAAUAGAGCAGGCCCAGCGUGCUCCACGUCGUGGUAUUGAGCAGUAUAUAUCAAGAUUUGAUGAAGCAAUGAAACUUAGAAAUCAGCUGAUGAGUGAGAAGUCCGAUCAUGAAAAUGGAGGUGGAGCUGAAGAGUUUGGUACGUUCCGUGUUUUCCGAUUAGUAGGGAGUGCUCUGCUAGCCUUAAUGGUUCGAGUCUUUAUAUGCAAAUACUUGGCCAUUUUUGCUCCAUUUCUUACACUUCAACUUGCAUAUAUGGGCUUAUCAAAGUACUUUCCAAAGAGUGAGAAGAAGGUAAAGACUACAGUACUGACUGCUGCCCUGCUUCUGUCAGGAAUCCCUGCUGAAGUCAUCAACCGCUCUAUGGAUACAUAUGGAAAAAUGGGAGAUGUGUUUGCAGACCUGUGUGUCUAUUUUUUCACCUUUAUAUUUUCUCAUGAAGUAAUUCUUUUUAUUGGUGUUGAUUUGCCUUGAUGUCAUUGGGGCAUGAGAAGGAGACAAGAACAGUACAAGUUUUGUUUAAUCUAACUUUGCCAUUUCCACUAUGUCAUUCAUCAGUCUUAAUGGGCACUGGAUUUUUCAGAAAGUUGCAGGCUAUCCAACCCUUUUCUGAAUUACUAUAUUCAGAAAUAUCUGAAAUAAAAAAUGAACAGAUAAAACUAAAUUGUUAUAAGCUUAGGAAAACAUUUUGCAGAGAUUUUAGCUCCACAUAUUAGUGUUAUUUAUGAACCAAGUACAAGAAGAAAUAUUCUUCCUUUAAUUUAGGCAGAUUUUGACAUUAAAUGUUACGUUGGUACAGUUUUCGAAAGCUGAGUUCAAAAUGUACAAAAAUUUCAUGUUUGGCUGCACAUACAUCUGCAUAUAUAUGAGAUAACAAGGUGUAGAGCUAGAUGAACACUGCAGGCCAAGCAGCAUCAGAGGAGCAGGAAGGCUUAUCGUUUCGGGCCUAGACCCUUCUUCAGAAAAUUUUCUGAAGGAUUUUCUGAAGAAGGGUCUUGGUCCAAAACGUCAGCCUUCCUGCUCCUCUGAUGCUGCUUGGCCUGCUGUGUUCAUCCAGCUCUACACCUUGUUAUCUCAGAUUCUCCAGCAUCUGCAGUUCCUACUACAUCUGCAUAUAUAUGUCUGCUUAUAAACCACCUGUAGUGCAAUAAAAAUGCAGCCUUUAGCAUAGACAUUUUUUGUUUGAAAAGUUAACACGACUGUGAAUAUUACAAUUGUCUAUUUGACAUCUAUCUGCAUUGGUUUGAUACCAUGCUUUACUAGGAAGAUCCCACUGUCCAGUGUGUUUCUUAUUUGACUUUAAUUGUAACAUAUUGUGAUUAAGUUAUUUUACCCAUGUUUUGUAUUUAUAUUGUAUUAAAUCAUCUUGGUUAUAGUAACUUGUUGGAUACUAUGCAUUUCCUGUAAGUUGUCAAGGAGCAGAGCGAACAUUUUCAUUGUGCAAUUUAAGAUUCAUUAAAAGUUAAAUGCAUAACACUUCAGAAGUUA
This is a messenger RNA of Rhincodon typus (whale shark), 1987 nucleotides long. It is a transcript of the gene camlg, whose product is annotated as calcium modulating ligand. Lineage: Eukaryota; Metazoa; Chordata; Chondrichthyes; Orectolobiformes; Rhincodontidae. Gene Ontology annotation, biological process: tail-anchored membrane protein insertion into ER membrane. Bases 83 to 973 code for a protein of 296 amino acids. The transcript has 4 exons. The record is from RefSeq and is a predicted model, not a curated record. Gene Ontology annotation, cellular component: GET complex.